Molecule: messenger RNA, 1292 nt
Organism: Oreochromis niloticus (Nile tilapia)
Lineage: Eukaryota; Metazoa; Chordata; Actinopteri; Cichliformes; Cichlidae
Product: UDP-N-acetylglucosamine/UDP-glucose/GDP-mannose transporter
Exons: 13
Coding region: 61-1074 (337 amino acids)
Source: RefSeq, a predicted model, not a curated record
CAUGCGCGGGAAGACCUAUUGGCGUUCCUUUUUUUUAAACAAACUUUGUGGACCCUUCUGAUGGCGGCGCACGUCAAACGUCGGGGUGAGCCCGGCCAAAAGAGCUUGUCGUCUGAGGGAACAUCCUCCACAACCGAAAGACAAACAUCCGGGGAUACCUCAGCGGUGCUGCUGAAGCUGUUGGCGGCGGUCUUUUACGGAGUCAGCUCGUUCCUCAUCGUCGUCGUCAACAAAAGCGUCCUCACCAACUACAGAUUCCCGUCAUCAACAUGCGUUGGAAUUGGCCAAAUGCUGGCUACGGUUGUAGUUCUGAGGAUUGGGAAGAUGUUGGGAGUUAUCUCAUUUCCAGAUUUGGAUUCGAGUAUUCCACGCAAGAUGUUCCCGCUGCCACUGUUGUAUGUCGGGAAUCAAAUAUCAGGACUGUUUGGGACACAGCGCCUCAAUUUACCCAUGUUUACUGUGCUGAGGAGGUUCAGUAUUUUUCUUACCAUGGUGUUUGAGGGAUUCUUGCUAAAAAAGACCUUUUCUACCUCCAUUAAAAUGACGGUGUUCACCAUGAUCUUUGGUGCUUUCAUCGCAGCCAGCGCCGACUUAGCUUUUGAUCUGGAAGGAUACGUAUUCAUAAUGCUGAAUAACGUUCUGACAGCAGCCAACGGGGCAUAUGUGAAGCAGAAGCUGGACUCCAAGGAGCUGGGCAAAUAUGGUCUUCUUUAUUACAAUGCUUUGAUAAUGAUUUUCCCCACUCUGGCGUACGCUUACUACUCAGGGGACUUGCAAAUGGGGCUGGAGUAUAAUGGUUGGUCUGACCACAUGUUUGCUGUGCAGUUUGUGCUCUCCUGUGUCAUGGGAUUUAUUUUGAUGUACUCCAUCAUGCUGUGCACACAGUACAACUCCGCACUCACCACCUCCAUCAUUGGCUGUAUUAAGAAUAUCCUUGUGACAUACAUUGGAAUGGUGUUUGGAGGGGACUACAUAUUCACCUGGACUAACUUUAUAGGUCUGAACAUCAGCAUUGCUGGGAGCCUGGUGUACUCCUAUAUCACCUUCACACAGGAGCAAUCAAAAAAGGCAUAAACUAAAGAGUGAAACCCCGCCUGGGACUAAAGAACUUCAGCCACAUUGUCGCGUGUCGUCUUCUACGUGGAAACGUUUUUAUGAGCGGUGGCAAGCACAGAGAAGACUCGUGGAUGUGGUUGAAGAGGACACACAGAGGGUCGUUCAGCCAUGAGAGAGGACGAUCUGCUGUGGUGAUCCCUAUAUGAACUUAAUGAAAAAAUGAACAAUUAUAAAAA